GGAGAACAAGUUUCCUAGUAUGGCCUUUUUGUUGCGACAUAUAAGUCGAGGCCUCUCAGAUGCCAUUCCCCUAUCUGCUACCUGUUCUUCGCCAUCUCUAUUCCAUUAUCGCCCUUUCUUUCGAUCUCUACACAUGACUGCCAAAAGAGACACCUCUCACCAGUCUGAUAUCGCUAAAUUGAAGACGGAGGCAGAUGGCUCUUUCAAAAGGGCUGCUUCUGUCUUUAGGCACUUCAUUGAGAAAGGAGGAAAGUUCGAGGCAGAGAGAGACCGUUAUCAUCUUUAUGUCUCGUAUUCUUGCCCUUGGGCUACCAGGACUUUGAUUGUAAGGAAACUCAAGGGUUUGGAAGAUAUCAUACCUGUUACCGUAGUAUCUCCACACAUGGGCAAAGAUGGAUGGCCUUUUGCCAGCGUUGAUGCAUACCCUGGUGCAGACGUAGAUCCUCUUUACAACGCUAGUCAUGUCAAAGAUCUGUAUUUCAAGGCUGAUCCCGACUAUACUGGCCGCUUCACCGUACCAGUUCUUUGGGACAAGAAGAACCACACGAUUGUCAACAACGAAAGCUCGGAAAUCAUCCGCGUGUUCAACACCGCCUUUAACGAUAUCAUCCCAGCAGACAAAGCUGCUAUUGACAUUUACCCUGAAGCUCAUCGUGCAGAAAUUGACUCCAUCAAUGAGUGGGUCUAUGAUACCGUGAACAAUGGCGUUUAUAAAUCUGGAUUCGCGCAGUCCCAGGAAGCUUACGAGAAGGCCGUCGUGCCCCUCUUCAAUUCCCUCGAUCGGCUGGAGAAAAUUCUGACCGGCAAAGACUACCUCGUUGGAAAUACACUGACAGAGGCAGAUGUCAGGCUAUUCGUAACCAUCAUCCGGUUCGACCCUGUGUAUGUUGGCCAUUUCAAGUGCAACAUCCGCACCAUCCGUCAUGGCUAUCCUGCUAUCCAUUCGUGGAUGAAAAAGCUCUACUGGAACAACGAUGCAUUCCAGUCGACGACGAAUUUCGAUCACAUUAAAACGCAUUACUAUUGGUCACAAAUAUUGGUGAAUCCUAGCAGAGUGGUAGCAGUUGGCCCUAUCCCCAAUAUUGAACCGUUGUAGGCAUGAAUGUCUCAACGAUGUUCCUCCACCAUGACCCAUUCAAAUAACUUUACGACCUUAGCUGUAUUAUCACCAAAUUGUCACAUGUGAAUUCAAGAUGUCCUAAAAUCACUUAUUAUCUACUAUUAUCUUUGAUACCUUCCAACCAAGCGAACACGAAGGUAUAGGGUAUUAAGGUUCAAAUGAAAAGUCUGUUGAAAGAUCCAAAAGCGUCAUCAGAAGAACAUCAAAUCAUAAGUAUCACAGAAUAGACGGCAGUAGGUGGAUAUAUAUCGCACUUGUAUUCCGUGUUUUAAAGUAUCAUAAGAGCGCCAACGGUAGAACCGAUCACCAUAAAGGCCGAGGUCAACACCAUACGCUCCCAGCUUGGCAAAUUUGCUGAAUGCAUGGCCGAAGAGCUCCCAGUUGUCGAACUUUGCGAUGUGCUGCCGCCACUGGACGUUGAGGAUACACCAGUGGUGGAAGCAGGAACGCUAGAGGUCGACGUGGCUCCUCCGAUUAAGACGCCCUCACCAUUACUGAUGCUGGUAUACUGAGUGCAACUCGAAGAGGAUGGGAUAGGAUGAGCGGAUGGGGUCGAAGGUUCUCCUUGAUAAAACGUCGACGUGCCAUAAACGCCCAUUGGUUGUGCAGAAUCACCCAAACAUUGCUCAAAAACACCUUCCG
Molecule: messenger RNA, 1762 nt
Organism: Serpula lacrymans var. lacrymans S7.9
Lineage: Eukaryota; Fungi; Basidiomycota; Agaricomycetes; Boletales; Serpulaceae
Exons: 11
Coding region: 134-1096 (320 amino acids)
Cellular component (GO): cytoplasm
Molecular function (GO): glutathione transferase activity
Source: RefSeq, a predicted model, not a curated record